This is a messenger RNA of Cololabis saira (Pacific saury), 3224 nucleotides long. It is a transcript of the gene cdk5, whose product is annotated as cyclin dependent kinase 5. Gene Ontology annotation, biological process: synaptic vesicle transport; axonogenesis; protein phosphorylation. The coding region runs from base 122 to 1000 and encodes 292 amino acids. Gene Ontology annotation, cellular component: nucleus; cytoplasm. Gene Ontology annotation, molecular function: cyclin-dependent protein serine/threonine kinase activity; ATP binding. The record is from RefSeq and is a predicted model, not a curated record. The transcript has 12 exons. NCBI's taxonomy places the organism in Eukaryota, Metazoa, Chordata, Actinopteri, Beloniformes, Belonidae.
UUGCAGCAAACCCGACUAGAAGCAGCGAGUAAGAACCGAUUCGAGCUAUCGUCUCUAGUUCAGAUUUUUUCUUCUAUAAACAGUUUGCUGGCUUACUCAAGGCUGGCUUCAUUAACCAAGCAUGCAAAAAUAUGAAAAGCUUGAAAAAAUUGGAGAGGGUACGUACGGGACCGUUUUCAAGGCAAAGAACAGAGAAACCCACGAAAUCGUGGCUUUGAAAAGGGUCAGGCUGGAUGACGACGACGAGGGGGUGCCAAGCUCUGCCUUGAGAGAAAUAUGUCUCCUGAAGGAACUAAAGCAUAAAAAUAUUGUCAGACUGCAUGAUGUGUUGCACAGUGACAAGAAGUUGACCUUGGUUUUUGAAUACUGUGAUCAGGAUUUGAAGAAGUAUUUUGACAGCUGCAAUGGGGAUCUAGAUCCAGAAACUGUGAAGUCAUUUAUGUACCAGCUGUUGAAAGGCCUUGCUUUCUGUCACAGUCGAAAUGUUCUUCAUCGAGACCUGAAGCCACAGAAUCUGCUUAUCAACAGGAAUGGAGAAUUGAAGCUUGCUGACUUUGGGUUGGCUCGAGCUUUUGGCAUUCCUGUGAGGUGUUACUCAGCAGAGGUGGUGACAUUGUGGUAUCGACCUCCAGAUGUGCUGUUUGGUGCUAAACUUUAUUCUACCUCUAUUGAUAUGUGGUCAGCUGGAUGCAUAUUUGCAGAGCUUGCGAAUGCUGGACGGCCUUUGUUCCCUGGAAACGAUGUGGACGAUCAGUUAAAAAGAAUCUUCAGAUUGUUGGGUACACCAACUGAGGAGCAGUGGCAGACAAUGACGAAACUUCCAGAUUACAAGCCAUAUCCCAUGUAUCCAGCCACCACCUCGUUGGUGAAUGUGGUUCCCAAACUAAGCAGCACAGGACGGGAUCUACUGCAGAACUUGUUGAAAUGUAAUCCCGUCCAGAGGAUCUCUGCAGAAGAGGCCUUGCAGCAUCCUUACUUUGCUGAUUUCUGCCCGCCCUAAAUGCUACAUUGCCUCUCCACGAGCUGCAGCCGCAAGACUCAAUCUUCUUUCAACCUGUUGGGUCGUUAGGACUGAUCCCAACAAGGCUAAUCCUUCACUGGGUUUCAAACACUCCCCUGCAGUUCAUUCUGUCGUGCCUCUGUGUUGAACAAAGCCCAGUGGCUCUUUCAUGUUUUAGUUUCUUUCAAGUUGAAGGCUUGUUUUAAAUUGGUACAUACACGCCUCCCAGUUAAUUAGCACUAAAGUGAGUGGUUGUUAUUUUCAAUACAUUUUAUAUGCUUGUUUUUUGUUUUUUACGAAAAGCUACUUUGCCGCAAACAGUACGUUUACAUGAAAUAUGAAAAAAUCAGAUGUGAUAGUGCCAGUCCAACUAAAUCCAGACUUUUCGAAUACAUGUAAGGCUAGUGCAGCUGAAUGGUUAUAAAUUAAAUUAAAGUUGAACCAACACUCAGAUAAUGUGGCUUGGAUUGAAUUAUUCUUACAUGUCUAUUUUUAAUGAAGCUCAAACUGGUCUUGGGUUUCUGUGCAUGUUCUGCUCUGGGCUUUAACACAGAAGUUACAGUCAAAGCCAGUAGCAGAGAAUUAGGUUCCUCAUUUGUUUAAGGGAAUAAGUCAGCCAGAAAAGGAGUAUAUUAUUAACUACCGUAGUUAGGUUUCACAUACUUUGAUCAAUACAUUGAUUUCUCUCCUGUGGUUGUAUACUGGGACAAAGAAUAAUUUAAAAGUCCUAGUUUGAAUUAAAUAUGCAUGUAAACGUACUGAGCAAAGGCAACAUGCUGUUUUAGACUUGUCCUCAUCUUAUUUGGCAGAUAACACAUCGGUUCCCCACACUUUUUUUUUUUUUUUUUUAAACACAUGUUUUGAUCCCAAACUUUAUAUUUAAGAGUUUGGAAAAGAAAUGUAAUAGACUUUUAACAAAGAUGUGAUGAGUUAAUUAUCUGGCCUGGUUUACUCAGGCCAGAUGAUACUUUAAAGUUGCUGUCUGUUACAGGGUUGUGCUAAUUCUGCCAGUUGGAAAUUUAAAAACAAUGAAAAAUAAUUUCUUCUUCUGUUUCAAGUUUCCUGGGUGUAAUGAUGUCGUUUGGUACAGAUCACAGGGAAAUGAGGAUCUUGUUCAAAUAACCGCUACAGAAAAAAAGCAGCAUUAAAGUACUUAUUGUUGCUCCUCAUGUGCAACUAUGUGCAGACCCAAAUUGAAAUCUCACCAACUGAAUGAUGUCCUUGUUUCACCUGCUAUCACUGCUACCAAAUUACAGCCUUUUCCCAGGAAACAGUGUAGAAAUGGAUCAUCCAACUACAGACAACAAUAAAUCGGACCACACUUUUACAGUUUCUCAUUCCAGAUGCCAGCUUUAUCCCUCUACCCAUUACAAGAUUGUACUAUAAAUAGGGGAGCUAAUUUAUUGUUUUCUUACUCUCAAGCUUUUGAUCUCUCAUUUUGUAUUUGUCUUUUGCGCACUUUGUCACUGAUAGUUUUCAUUUGAAAUGUCACUUAUACAGUAUAUGAACACCGACUGUCAGGAUUAUAGCCAGUUAUCAAUAAAUGGGCCAUUAUAUACACAUAUUGACUAUUGGACCAUUAGUCUCCACAUUACCUUUUUAUUUUUUAAUUGUUAGAAAUAACAGCCUGUAAUUAGCAGUUUCCAUUUAGUAUUUUGUUAUAAUAACAUGGUUAACAACUUGCAGUGUUAUUUUACUUCACAGUUAUAGUGCUCCUUUUGCACCUAAAGCCAUUGUGAGUACUUCCUGACGCAGCUGUCUUAGUAGGCAAAAGAUUUAUUUUCAUUUUACUGAUGUAAGACAAAAUCAUGGAUGCAUGUAUUUAUUAACUGAGGAUGGAGUGUGUAUGUUUUUGUUUUUCUUUCUGUAAAUGUAGCAUAACUUGGUACGAAAACUCCUUUUCAGUAGAUAAUCAAAACUGUUGCAAUUAACUGGCUCUUUUUAGAUUUUUAAAAUGUUUGAAAGAGGUGUGCCUGUUUAAUUUAAAAUCGAAAAAGGAAAAAAAAAAAAAAGAAAAGCUUGCUCUCUUCAUAUUCCAUUGUGCCCUGUCAUCACAGCAGUGAUAACAUUUUAUUUUCUACAGCAUUGUAAGUUGUAAUUUGAAUGAAGGAGGGGUUUUGCACUUUGGAUUGUGUCAUUGCUUCUGGCAGUAAAACUUGAGACAAAUGUUGUGAAUGUGUGUAGAAAUAAGCCAGUAAGAUUCAGUAAAGUCAACAUAAAUACA